UAAGUAGCUUCGAUUAGUGCGACGCGAGCAGUGCCAUCGAGUGGAAGUACAUAGAGAUUAUCCGCGAGAAACCGAUACGUUCCAAUUCGAUCCGCUACCCACAGUGCUACCCGCAGAAUAGAAUAGAACAGAACCGAUCAUGUCGAUAAGAAAGAGCUUGUUUGGCUGCCUGACGGUGGCUCUACUAAUGGUGACGAUGCUCCACUCCGUCCGGGCGGACAUCGAGACAAACGAAGUGAACGAUCAAGAUGUGUACAUGCUGCAGGGAGUGCGGGUGUAUCCGAAUGACCGCCAGUGCGUGCUGGUUGGAGGACUGUGCGUGAAGACCAGCGACUGUACGGAACCCACCAACAACAAGGGCCUGUGCCCCACCAGCGUACACCACGGCGUGGAGUGCUGCUACGAACUGCCGGUCCGACCAGCGCCCUGUGCGGAACACCUGGGAAUGUGCAUGGAUCGAUGCCACCAGAGGCUCCUGAGACCUGGUACCGAUUGCGUUAAUGGACAAGUUUGCUGUGUUUUGAUUUAGUUAUAAUACACUUACACACACACACACACAUAUACACUUCUACACACCCACACAAACACACACACACACACCAGACACACUUACAUAUAACAUGUAUUUAUUUAACUAUAUAUUAAUUAUGUUGUACGAUCCACAUCACCCCGACAAGAGUGAAAUAUUUGACUGCUUCCAAUAAAUGCAUUGUAAAUAUUUUCAAAA
This is a messenger RNA of Drosophila obscura, 727 nucleotides long. Its product is annotated as U-scoloptoxin(19)-Sm1a. The record is from RefSeq and is a predicted model, not a curated record. Lineage: Eukaryota; Metazoa; Arthropoda; Insecta; Diptera; Drosophilidae. The transcript is spliced from 3 exons. The coding region runs from base 140 to 529 and encodes 129 amino acids.